Messenger RNA from Toxorhynchites rutilus septentrionalis, 1086 nucleotides. RefSeq lists its product as uncharacterized. Bases 1 to 1086 code for a protein of 361 amino acids. Gene Ontology annotation, molecular function: oxidoreductase activity; FMN binding. The record is from RefSeq and is a predicted model, not a curated record. NCBI's taxonomy places the organism in Eukaryota, Metazoa, Arthropoda, Insecta, Diptera, Culicidae. The transcript is spliced from 2 exons.
AUGGCUCUUGUCUCCGUUGGCGAUUACCACCGCCGGGCCGCAGAAAUACUGCCCCCGAUCGCGUUGGAGUAUUUCCAAGGUGCAGCGGAUCGGGCACAAACGCGUGCACUCAACCGCACCGCUUACGAUCGAAUUCGGAUACGGCCACGCGUUCUGAUGAACGUCGUGAAUCGUCAGCUCGGUUUCAGCAUUUUGGGGCUGCCCUUCGAUAUGCCUCUCGGAAUAUCCCCCACCGCGUUGCAGCGUUUGGCUCACGGUGAAGGUGAAGUUGCGACUGCUCGUGCCGCACAAGCGAUGCGAGUUCCCUACGUGAUGAGCAUGUUCGCAAGUAGUUCCAUCGAGGGGGUGGCGCGAGCUGCUCCCGAUGGAACCAAGUGGAUUCAGUUGUAUCUGUAUAAAAACAGACAAAUUUCAGAAGCGGUUGUUAGGCGGGCAGAAAAAGCUGGCUUCCGGGCGAUAGUGCUGACAAUCGAUAGCCCCGUGUCCGGCUUAGUGCGUGGACAAAUUCGCGAAAGCCUUAAAUUUCCGGAUGGUAUACAGUUGGAAAUAUUUCGAUCACUGGUGGACGAAGGUAUUAUAGAACGUGUAGAAUUAAGUGAUGUGGUUGGAUUCGAUCCUGCUCUUACAUGGAGAGAUGUGGAAUGGUUGAAGAGUAUAACAUUACUUCCGGUUAUUGUGAAAGGAGUUUUAACGAGAGAAGAUGCUUUGAAAGCGAUUCAAAUUGGAGUCGAUGCUAUUAUGGUUUCAAAUCAUGGCGGACGACAGUUGGAUUCGGUUUCGGCUACUAUUGAUGUGCUACCAGAAAUAGUAUCAUCCGUUAGGGGACGCGUUCCAAUCAUCAUAGAUGGGGGAAUCGAAAGAGGAAUCGAUGUGUUCAAAGCUCUCGCUAUUGGUGCAAACAUGGUGUUUAUCGGAAGAGCUGCUGUUUGGGGGCUAGCCGUUGCUGGACAAAAUGGUGUUGAAGAAAUCCUUCGCCGUAUAAGUCUUGAGCUUGAUAACACCAUGGCAUUAGCUGGGUGCCCUACCAUUGCUGAUAUCACAAAGGACCGCAUACAACAUGCAACAGAGCAUUGUGAAGAGAUAUGA